AUGGUGGACAACAACGGUGCCAUCACCGCAGCAAGCGGAAACAGCGACGGUGACGACAAGAAGGUUGGGGCUGGUGUAAACGGUGGGGGAGAAAACGAAAGAGACCACAACUCCUCCCUCUCUUCUGGCUCGGGCUCGGAGGAGUUCGACGACGCGAUCCUACCUAGGGGGCAGGUCGAUCCUGUGUAUGAGGAGAAGGCGAGGAUUCUAAACCGGGCGAUCCAAGAAAUAGGCAUAGGACCCUACCAAUACCUCCUCUUCCUCGUCGUCGGCUUCGGCUGGGCGAGCGACAACCUCUGGCCCAUCGCCACGUCCCUCAUCCUGCCCCCCGUCGCAUUGGAAUUCCUCCCUUCCCGCCCGGCAUACCUCACCCUCGCGCAAAACAUUGGGCUUUUGGCAGGGGCGAUAUUCUGGGGGUUUGGGUGUGAUGUUUUUGGGAGGAAGUGGGCAUUUAACCUCACGCUUGGGAUCACGGCCGUGUUUGGGAUGUGUGCUGCCUCCAGCCCAAACUUUGCGGCCAUAGGGGUCUUUGCGAGCUUGUGGAGUUUUGGGGUGGGGGGAAACUUACCGGUGGACAGUGCGAUCUUUUUGGAGUUUCUGCCGGGGAGUCAUCAGUGGUUGUUGACUGUGUUAAGUGUGGACUGGGCGGUUGCGCAGGUGGUGGCUACGUUGGUUGCGUGGCCGCUUUUGGGCGGGAUGACUUGUCAGGAGGGAGGAAACGGGGGUUGUGAGAGGGGGGAGAAUAUGGGGUGGAGGUGGUUUUUGAUUGCGCUCGGGGGGUUGACGUUGUUGAUGUUUGGGUUGAGGUUUGCGGCGUUCAAGAUUUUCGAGAGUCCCAAGUUUUUGAUGGGGCAGGGAAGGGACGAGGAGGCUGUGAGCGUGGUUCACGAGGUGGCGAGACGGAAUGGGAGGGAGAGCGGGUUGACGGUGGAGGACUUGAGGAGGGCUGAGCCGGAGGGGUAUGUGGCGAGGACAAAUGUCAAGGUUGCCGUGAAGAGGAGGUUGGAGAAUGUCAAGAUGGAAAGGGUGAGGGUGUUGUUUUCGACGAGGAAGCUGGCGUGGUCGACGGGGUUGAUUAUGGCUAUUUGGGCGUUUAUUGGGUUGGGAUAUCCCCUUUACAAUGCCUUCUUGCCGUAUAUUCAGGCCACCAGAGGAGCCGACUUUGGAGACGGGUCUACUUACCUGACAUAUCGUAACUCCCUCAUCAUUGCCACUGUUGGCAUCCCCGGAGCGCUUCUGGGAGGAUAUCUGGUCGAGCUGCCUCGCUUCGGCCGAAAAGGGACGCUGUCUUUGUCGACAGUCUUGACCGGAGUGUUUUUGUAUUGCUCGACAACGGCACUUGACUCCCAAUCGCUACUCGGCUGGAACUGCGCGUUCAACUUUACGAGCAAUGUGAUGUACGCUGUUUUGUACAGUUUCACGCCAGAACUGUUUCCAACACCCCAGAGAGGGACGGGGAACGCUUUGACGGCUACGUGCAAUCGCAUUUUUGGCAUCAUGGCGCCUAUUGUGGCCAUGUUUGCGGAUCUACGAACUGCUGCGCCGGUCUACACCAGCGGCGCUCUUUUUAUCGCUGCCGGAGUUUUGGUUCUUUUGUUGCCAUUUGAGUCAAGGGGGAAAGCGGCGUUAUGA
Messenger RNA from Podospora anserina S mat+, 1632 nucleotides. RefSeq lists its product as uncharacterized. The coding region runs from base 1 to 1632 and encodes 543 amino acids. The record is from RefSeq and is a predicted model, not a curated record. NCBI's taxonomy places the organism in Eukaryota, Fungi, Ascomycota, Sordariomycetes, Sordariales, Podosporaceae. Gene Ontology annotation, molecular function: transmembrane transporter activity. The transcript has 3 exons. Gene Ontology annotation, cellular component: membrane. Gene Ontology annotation, biological process: transmembrane transport.